Messenger RNA from Cyphomyrmex costatus, 2457 nucleotides. RefSeq names its product fas-binding factor 1 twitchy (gene twy). Gene Ontology annotation, cellular component: centriole; ciliary transition fiber; ciliary basal body. Gene Ontology annotation, biological process: establishment of epithelial cell polarity; cilium assembly. Bases 29 to 2440 code for a protein of 803 amino acids. The transcript is spliced from 13 exons. The record is from RefSeq and is a predicted model, not a curated record. NCBI's taxonomy places the organism in Eukaryota, Metazoa, Arthropoda, Insecta, Hymenoptera, Formicidae.
GCGACGGAAUGGUUAAUGUUUGAUAGAAAUGUUGGAGGAUAUAGAUAGUGUUGAUGAUAAACGUUUUAGUAAUGCAUUUAGAAAAAAUCCACCCGUUGAAAAUAGCAGGAAAAGAAUUACAUUUGCAGAUGAGGAUGAUCCAUUGGUCAGUUUGCUAAAUGAUAAGGAGGAUUUGUUAUCGAGUCAAAAGAUUCCAAUAGCAGCAAAAGAAAAGCGAAAUGUACUAGAUGAUUUGUUCAGUAAGAAAACUUCUGAAUUAUUGAGUUCGAAGUCUGAAAAGGAGAUUGGCUUGAUGUCUGCAUUAAAUACUACAGAAAUGGAAAGACCAAAGUCAGAUGAUAAGGCCAAAAAAUUAUCAUUAAUGCAAGAUCUAUUUGGAGAUAUGAAUACAACAUUACCAUUGAAAGAAUCAGUUAGUAAAAGAUCUGUACAAUUGGAAUUGGAUGUUACACAACAUUCAGCUGAAGUUUCUAAGACACAAUCACAGCAUUCAACAUAUGCACCAACGUCUUUUGGAACAAGAGAAUCUCGUAGAGGCAAAAGAACUUCGGAGAUCAUCAAUGACCCUCUAGGAUUAUUUUUCUUGGAUACAUCAAAAGCUGAGCAGACUACAACAGAAAAACGUACAAUGUCUACAGAUCUUGAUAAACAGAAAUUAGAAAUUAAAGAACAUUUACCAAAUUGGUUAGAACCUAAAAAAUCAGAAGAUAAGAAAAGUAGUGAUUAUGUUCAGGAUAGAGUAACGCCUACCGAAGAAUUAUUUAGCAAACAUAGGAGAUCUAGUUCUGAUAAAAUUAUUCAAGAUAUACCACAAGGCGAUAAGAUAAUGGUAACUAAAUCACUGCCACAUGAGAAACAAAAAUUGUCAAAUUUAUCAGAUAAUCAAGAGAUAGAAAUCAAUGAAUAUGAAAAACAGGAAAUUGAAGAAAAUUAUUCUAAACAAUCCAACACAAAGGUUCCAAUUACUUCUGAUAUAAAUACAAAUUCGGAAGAUGUGCGUAGUAUCCUAAUUCCUAAAAGAAUAGACUAUGAAAAAACAAUUCAUAAUUUAGAAUUGGAAAAGUCUCAUUUAUCAGUGACAUUACAUAGCUUAAACGAAAAAUAUAAAAAUGAGAUAAUGAUUUUAGAUGAGUCUUACAAGCGGCAAAUAGGAUUCUUGCAAGAAAGAACAGACACUUUGGAAAAGAGAAUGCAACAAGAACUUGAGUGUUUAGAGGCAGAUUAUGAAGCAAAGAUUGAAAAGCUGAAAAGUGAUAAAGUACAAAUUGAAACAUUUUAUAAAGAAGAAGUGCAGAAUUUAAAGAAAGAACAUGCACAAUUUAUAGAAGAAAUUUAUGAACGUCAUUUUCAAAACGUAAAACUGCUGCAAAAAGAGCAUUUUGACACAAUAGAAAACAUAUUAAAAAUGAGAGAAGUAGAGAAUUUAGCUAUGACAACCAUAGCGACCCAUAAGACUGACUUGCAAGAUUUGUUACAAAAAGCUGAUUUUAUUAUAGAGAAUAUAAAAAUUGUGCAAGAAAAGACUGAUCAAAGAGACGAUCAAAGUGUAAAGUUAAGAGAACAUUAUUUAAAAAAUCAGGAGGAAGACAUGCAAAUACAAAAUGUAGAAAUCAAGAAGCAACAGAAAUUAUUGGAACAAGAAUAUGAGAAAAUAAUGAAAGUAGCAGAUAGAUUAGAUUCGCACGUUACACAAUUAAUGCUCGAAUUAGAGAAAAAAAGUGUCGAGCUUAAUAAAGCAUUGGAAACAUUGCAAAAAAGAGAGCAAUCUUUGUCACAUGAAAAAGAAUUGUUUGAGGAAAAAGUACAAUGGGAGCGUAAUCAUUUACAGGCUUUGAGAGAAUCUUGGUUCAACGAACAAGAGAAACAACUGAAAACUUUAACGAAGGAGAAAGGAAUGAUAGCAGCUAAAAAGAAGCAAUAUGAAGUUUUAAAAACAAUAAAAAGUAAUUCGGAUAAUAUUACAAAGAUAGAGUUAGCAGCUGCUAUAAAAGCAGCACAAGAUGCCACUAUACUUGCAAAUCAAGACCGAUUGAAAUGGCAAGAAAAAAUUAAAUAUCUUGAAGUACAACAACAAGCCUUACAGGAAAGAGAAUACCGGCUUUUAGCACGUGCCCAAGAUCUCGAUAGUUUUACACAGAUCGCUUUUGAGAAAAAUGAGGAAGCCGUUAAAUCACUGAGAGAUGCUCAUCACAUCGAAAGUGAGCAUAAAACUAAAUUUGAUCCCCAUUACAGGAAAUUUGGGGAGUUCAAUUUGGCAAGUGAAAAAUUGACUUUGGAGAAAAUAAAAAAAAGUACAAAUACCCCAUAUAAUUACAAACGAACGUUAUCUAAUCAACAUGAGUUUCAAGUUACUACUCAUUUUACAGAAGUUGUUGAUCCUCAAUUAGUAAUGUUGAAGUUGAAUUUGGAUGAUCAGUUGGAUAAUAUUCAAUAUACAUGACUGCCAUGAAAUUUUGA